This is a messenger RNA of Caenorhabditis elegans, 978 nucleotides long. It is a transcript of the gene ZK856.18, whose product is annotated as RRM domain-containing protein. The transcript is spliced from 5 exons. Bases 19 to 909 code for a protein of 296 amino acids. Lineage: Eukaryota; Metazoa; Nematoda; Chromadorea; Rhabditida; Rhabditidae. The record is from RefSeq and is marked reviewed.
AUUUCUCGAUUUAUCAUAAUGGCGGUAAGCCGAAACAACUCAUACUCAACAACUUCUUACUCAGACAUUCAUACUCGAUAUAAAAACUCGACUUAUCAACACCCAAAAAAGAAAGAAAAGAGUCCGAAAAAUGCGAUAUUAAUCAAUUUGAAAAACACACUCGGAGGAGAGAAGUUUACAGUGGAAGAUGUCAAACAGGAACUUGCUCCAUUUGGUAUAAUUCGUGCUGUUCAGAUAUGCCCAAUAGAUGCAUGCCAGGCUUUUGUCGUAUUUCAGAAUGACUAUGAAAGAUCUGCCCGACAGUCUGUAUCUCGGCUUUUGGAACUAACUUCAGGAACUAUGUUUGUGAAUGGAUAUAUGUGGACAAUUUGCAGACCAGUCAAAUGCAAUCACGUCGCGAGAACUCAUGAAGAGAGAGAAGUUGAAGAACCAGGAAUCACGACUUCACGUGGAGUAACUGUUGAUGAACUUAGUGGGAUCUUUGCAAGUUUUAUUCAACAAAAUUCUUCGGUUUCCCAAACAUCAAUUUUCUCUGAUUCGACUCAAUCCUUCUCGUCAUAUUCAUUGUUCUCUCGGUCAAGAACCGUUAGCUCAUCGUCCUCUCAAUACGCUGAAAGUUGCGAUUCGUCUGCAACAAUCACUCCGUUUUCAUACUAUCCCGCACAACAAUCAACCGGUUUUCUCAAUCUUCCUCCACCUUAUCACACUCUUCCGGAUACUGCUUUCUUCCGUCGCACGAAAAUCAUCCCUCCUCCGCCAAUGAGACAAGAAAUUGCUCCAGUUACUCAACAAAUCAUGAAUUGCUAUAUUAAUAGUAUCAGAAAAGGAGAUUCUGAAAUUGGAAGACAACGACAAUUAUCUCUUUGUUCAAAAAUGGAGCUGGAGUAUAAUUGGACUGGUUCUUUAUGAUCGUUUUAAAACUCUUUCAUGUUUCUUUUUCUUCAAACUUUGAAUACACGCUCAUUUAAUAAUUUUCAC